Messenger RNA from Naegleria gruberi, 465 nucleotides. RefSeq lists its product as uncharacterized. Bases 1 to 465 code for a protein of 154 amino acids. NCBI's taxonomy places the organism in Eukaryota, Heterolobosea, Eutetramitea, Acrasida, Naegleriidae. The transcript has a single exon. The record is from RefSeq and is a predicted model, not a curated record.
AUGAAAAGAUUUAUCAUCAAGUUGGGAAAAGAAGGAAAUGCAUCAACCAAAUCCGAAGGAAUUUAUCUAUCACACAUUUCCGAUUUACACACCUGGCAACCUGAAAAGUUUGAAUAUCCUAUCACAAUAGCAAAUCUAAUGAAAAACAACAAAUUAAAAGAUUUAAAACAAAUUCAAGGAUUUUUAAAUGUAAAAUACAAUAGAGGGCCAAAUUUGUAUCAAGUACAGGUGUUACAAGAAACAUUGCAAAAGAUUUCAACAUCAAUCGUCACUCAACAAAAUCAUCACUUGCUUGUCAGUGGGGACAUUACAAACAUUUCUCAUUUGGAGGAAUUCAAACUGGCAAAAGAAAUACUUGUGGACAAAUUUAAACAAUUAAUUGAAUUAGAAAAUGAAGAGGAUUUAUUUAAAUAUUGUACUCUAGUACCAGGUAAAUUAUCAAAUAUUUAUAAUUUAAAAGCAUAA